AUGGCUACCGCACAUCCAACGGCCUACGGUGAGGGCGAACCGCCAUCCUAUGCCAUCAUCUUCCCCGAGCGCGAUCCUGCACGCACCGACGUGAUCAAAGCCGCCUGCCGCGCCCUCGACCACCGAGACCACUCGCCCUUCGGCAGCGCGGACGCACGCUCCAUCCACCGUCUGCGCAACUGGCUCUGCUACAUGCUCAUGGUCGACUACGAAGUCGCCACAGCCUCCACCACCAUUACGCUCUCCGCCACCGACGCCGCCCACUUCGACAACCUCUUCGCCAUCCUCGAGGCAUACAGCGCCAUCACCAGUACCACCCAACCGCACCCCAACAAAAACGCCUCGUCCACCUCCACCACCACCGCCGCCAAAAACAACAACGCCGACAACGACCGCUCCGCCGCAGCCCUAGAGGCCCUCUACUGGCAGCACAUCCACCUGCCCAGCCAGGCGCUCAACCUGCCGACGGCCGCCGUGGCGCUCUGCCUGCGCCGCUUCGCCGUCGCCAAGACGGCGCCGCUCAACACGUACGCCGGCUGCGGCGACGGGCACGCCGCGGUGCGCGCGCACGGCGCGCGCGCCUGGGCCGCCAAGCUGCUGACCGACCGCGCCGUCCUCGUCCCGCGCGUCGCGCCCAACCGCGCCGUCGAGCAGGGCUUGCUGCAGGCCAUCGCGAGGCUGGGGGAGAAGUGGUUCGUGGGGCUUCGCGGGUUCGAUUGCGUGGUCGCGGAGCGCUUGGAGUCGCGGCCGUCGGGGUGGGCGAGGUGGGGGGAUGAUUACGAUGGUGGGUGGAGGCAUGAGGUCGUUGGCGCGUUUGAGCUGACGGAGAUGGGGAAGCGGUGGGAGGCGAGGUGCGCGGCGGCGGCGGAGGUGGCGGAGCAGCAACAACUACGGCAGCACUCGGGAGGUGGCGCCAGCUUGUGGGAAAGGGUGAGGCGGAACGUCGGAAUGUUGGGCUGGACGGGCGCUUCCUCGUCGGGGCAACAACGACGGCAACGGCAACGGCAGCAGCCCCGGCCGUCGAGGAGCAUGGGCCUCGCUGACGACGAUACCGACUCGUUCUCCAUCACGAAAUCUCCCGAGGAUUGGUCGGGCGAGUCCAAACGUCUUGAUUGA
Diplodia corticola is the source of this 1116-nucleotide messenger RNA. RefSeq lists its product as uncharacterized. NCBI's taxonomy places the organism in Eukaryota, Fungi, Ascomycota, Dothideomycetes, Botryosphaeriales, Botryosphaeriaceae. Bases 1 to 1116 code for a protein of 371 amino acids. The transcript has a single exon. The record is from RefSeq and is a predicted model, not a curated record.